AAAAUUAAAAAACUGUGUUGAAAUAACAUGUUUAACUUCAGAGCCAGAGAAUGUUUCCUGUGGGGAGAUAUGUAGCUUAACUGCGAAGAGCAAGACUUCUGGGUUGUUUUACCCAUUGUUAAAGAAACCAGUGAACUGCCUACAUAUGAUACAUCUCCUACAUAAGACCCCUACCUGGCAAGACUCCCACACCAGGAAUAUCAAUAAAGAUGGAGGAUCCCAAAGGGAUCACAUUGAUUAUAAUAUUUUGUCAAAAGUUUAUGAGGAAGACUAUAUUAAUGAACUUGUCCUGAUGGAAUCCAAUGGAAAUGAAGAUAAUGAGUUAGCAGAUUCACUUGUUAGGAGAACAUUUAGUGCUUAUGAAGGAGUGUUUUAUAACAAACGAGGAAUUGUUUUAGGGUCUCAAACACCAUGGAUUGAAGCCAUGUUGUUAUGUCAACAUGUGAAACAUUUAAUAACUUUAGAUAACAAUGUAAACAUUGUAUUUAUCCAUCCUAAGAUAUCAAAAUACAACCCAUUUGAAUUUUCCGAACUAUUUUUACAAAGUCGGAUACAACAUUUUGAUUUUGCAGUGUCGUAUGACUUUGUAGACCAAUCUCAAAUAGACAUGAAAGAGAACACAUAUGGAGAUCUACAGACUGUGGCACAAGUGUGGUGUGUGCUCAAACCAAGGGGUCUCUUUUUUCUAGCAGUUCCUGAAUCGCACAAUCAAAGCUCUUAUACGACAUCCAAUUCUCAGAGAGUGUAUGCAAAUGACAGGCUCCAACAUUUAACUGCAAACUUCAAUGUUUUAGAUCAUUUUCGAAGUGGGAAGGUGAAUGGAAAGAUACAUUUUGGAAUGUGGGUCCUUCAGAAAAUAGACACAUGAACUUAUUUAUUUUGAGGAGAACUAAACAGAAGACCAAUUCAGUGAUAUCAGGAGAGUCAAAAUCUUUAGUCUGAAAUUAAAUUGAAAUGUAUUUUAUGAUGAAUAUGUGUGUCUAUGAGCUUGGUUCAAAACUACAAGUUCUGUAGAGAUAAAAAAUAUAAUAUCACUUAGCCAUGGUCACAGGAUGAUAAGCAUAAUUUCAAAAUAGUUGUAAUUUCUAGAACUUCCAGAUCACCCUGUAUGAUCAUUCACUUGCAUUACAGUUAAACUUUAUUUCUAAGUAAUCUUUGUUUUUAUACUUUU
This is a messenger RNA of Owenia fusiformis, 1171 nucleotides long. Lineage: Eukaryota; Metazoa; Annelida; Polychaeta; Sabellida; Oweniidae. The record is from the annotation of a GenBank genome assembly.